AUGCUGGGGGGUCCCAGAGUCCUCCAAGCCCCUCCUGCCGCCAUCUUCCUCCUCUUCUGGAUCUCAGCUGCUGGCCUGGGCCCCUGGGGCCAGGCCCUGUGGGUGGGCCCAGGCUUGCCCUCCCUGACGGUGAGAUUGGGGGAGAAGGCCCGCCUCGAGUGCCCGCACAGGGUCAGCAGACCCAACAGCCACCCAAAAGUCACCUGGUGGCUCGCCCUACCAAGCAACUACAGCUACCCAGCGAAGCGUCUGGAAUUCCAGACCAGCGAGGAGCUGAUCAUCCAUCAGGUCAACAAGAGCCACUGGGGCUUGUACUACUGCGAGGUGGAGGACGGGAACCAGACCAAGCGCUCCUGCGGCACCUACCUCCGAGUGCGUGAUCCACCCCCCAAACCCUUCCUGGACAUGGGAGAGGGCACCAAGAACAACAUCAUCACCGCGGAGGGGAUCAUCCUGCUGGUCUGCGCUGUGGUGCCCGGGAUGCUGCUGCUGUUCAGGAAACGAUGGCAGAACCUGAAGUUUGACGUGGAUACCCGGGACGACUAUGAGGAUGAAAAUCUUUAUGAGGGCCUGAACCUCGAUGACUGCUCCAUGUACGAGGACAUCUCCCGUGGCCUCCAGGGCACCUACCAGGACGUGGGCAGCCUCCACAUCGGAGAUGUCCAGCUGGAGAAGCCGUGAUCUGAGGGCAGCCCGCCUGCCGUGC
Talpa occidentalis (Iberian mole) is the source of this 706-nucleotide messenger RNA. It is a transcript of the gene CD79A, whose product is annotated as CD79a molecule. NCBI's taxonomy places the organism in Eukaryota, Metazoa, Chordata, Mammalia, Eulipotyphla, Talpidae. Gene Ontology annotation, cellular component: external side of plasma membrane; membrane; B cell receptor complex. Bases 1 to 681 code for a protein of 226 amino acids. Gene Ontology annotation, biological process: B cell differentiation; B cell receptor signaling pathway. The transcript is spliced from 5 exons. Gene Ontology annotation, molecular function: transmembrane signaling receptor activity. The record is from RefSeq and is a predicted model, not a curated record.